This is a messenger RNA of Cordyceps militaris CM01, 2181 nucleotides long. Its product is annotated as fungal specific transcription factor, putative. NCBI's taxonomy places the organism in Eukaryota, Fungi, Ascomycota, Sordariomycetes, Hypocreales, Cordycipitaceae. The transcript has a single exon. The coding region runs from base 1 to 2181 and encodes 726 amino acids. Gene Ontology annotation, biological process: DNA-templated transcription; positive regulation of transcription by RNA polymerase II. The record is from RefSeq and is a predicted model, not a curated record. Gene Ontology annotation, molecular function: sequence-specific DNA binding; DNA-binding transcription factor activity, RNA polymerase II-specific; zinc ion binding.
AUGGCCAACCGGACGGGAGCAUGUCAGCGGUGCCACUAUCGCAAGGUGCGGUGCGAUAGGAAACGCCCGUCGUGUAGCGUUUGCGCUCAGGUCGAUAUUCCGUGCGAGUACGCACCGCGAGAACGCCAGCUCCAACUUCGGCGGCAGGAUGUUGAAAGACUAGAACAGCGCCUUCGCGACCUUCAAACAGACUACGAUUCGCUACAAGCCCGCUUGAGCAAUGUACUGAAAACCCAUCCAGAAUUGCCGCCCGAUGACAACCUACCUCCGUCGGCCAGGGAUCGCUCUCCAGCGUCGGCAGCUUCGAUUGUCAACUUCGGACUUCAUCAGAACCAGGCAUUCUCCCGGGCGACUGCUGGGCAUCAUGAGGUUGCGAACGAGGUUAUCAAUCUUUCUCUCAGUGCCGGCGGAGGCCGCAACUUCGUGGGCUCCACGAGCGGCCUUUUCCUCGCCAACCUCCUUCAGCCCCAAGGACAACCCUCAGCGUCACUGCCUCAGAGCGGCCAUGCCUCCAAUGUGGUCUCAACUCAUAGCGGCCAACCGAUGGCCACCUCAGCAUUGCCACCAAAGAGCCUCGCUUCCCAAAUCCUCCAUGCAUAUUGCAACCACAAUAGGAUGCAAUAUCCCUUUCUAGACUCAACGACAUUAUGGCGCGCCCUAGAAAAUGUGUAUGCCGCAGAAGAGGGACACAACACCAGAACGUGCAGCCCGACAGACGCAUUUAUUAUCAACAUGACGUUGGCAAUUGGAACUUCCCAAGUGUCCAAGCUAAACUGGAGCGGGAUGUGGGACGCGGAGAGCUCAUACAACCGCGCUGCAGUCCAUCUGGGCGAAGUUCUCUCUCAAGGAGGCAUACAAGCUCUCCAAGCGCUCCUACUUGUCUGCCAAUACCGCAUGGGCACGCCAUCGCAUGAUAGUACAGCCAGUGUUUGGCACCUCAUCGGUAUUGGCGCCCGGAUGUGCUUCGAGCUCGGUCUACAUAGGGCGUCGACGUAUGAGGCCCCCAAGAACGGCGCUCCGACCGCGGACUCUGAUGAGGCGUUCCGGAUCCAGGAAUCGGAGAUCAAGAGACACUGCUUCUGGAGCGUUGUUGCCAUGGACCGGACGGCUAGUCUUGUCCUCGGGAGACCCAUGGCCAUCCAGCUCGAUGAUAUAGAUGUGGAACUUCCCCACGUCGUGCCCUCAAGUCCCCAGAGUGUUCCCCCUGCCGCCAUGUCGGACCAUCAGCUCACAACUGCCAUAUUCGCUCAUAUUGUCCGAUAUAGACUCAUUUGUGGAAAGAUCCUCAAUGCCUUACACCGAACAACAAGCACUGCCAAGGCUCCUUCCCGCAAUUACGAAACAACUAGGGACGAGCUCGCCGCGGAGCUCCAGGAGUGGCACGAGGGUACCUCGAUGAUCCCCCUCACUCGCACAGAAGCGGAAUCGUCAGCUCCUUCUGCAAGAUCGAGCUUCCGUUGUCAGGAAUGGUACGACCUCUUGUACCACAACGGGAUGCUGAUGCUGUUCCGCCCCUCACCAUGCCUCAACAACACCUCCCGAAACAGCAUCGCGCUGCAGCAUGUGUACGAUUCCUCCCAGUCUGCCCUACUACUCUACGCCGAUCUUCAUCGGAGUGGACGGAUUAAUUACUCCUGGGUCACUCUGCAUUCAGUAUUCAUCGCGGGCCUCUCGUACAUCUACGCGCUUCGCAACCACCUCCAACAUUCUCAGAGCCGGCAGCAAAACGACAACGCCCCCAGAGCGAAUCUGAGUGCCGGCCCCACCAUCGGUCAGGUGGUGAACACGACUCGAGCCUGCUCCAAGGUGCUGGUUGCCGUGUCAGAGAGGUGGGCGGUGGCCCGAAACUGCUCCGAAGUAUUUGACAAGCUCAGCGAUGCAGUUGUUGCUGAUGUCGUCGAGUCGCAAAUGGCCAACGCCACGCCGACGCUGCAAGUCGGUUCCAUGCGGACAAGAAGUCAUGCUGAACCCUCCGCUGCAAUUUCCCAGCCGAGCAUGAUAGAGCAUGCGCUCGAGCAGUCCGCGAUGCCAGGAUUCAACAUGUCCGUGGACAGCACGCUCAGGGACUGCUUUGGAGACUUGCAGGACAUAUGCUACGAUCAGUAUCACAGCGAUGCAAUAGUGCAGUUGUCUCAGGACUGGUUGGUAGGGCUCGGCGAUACCCCUGGACAUGAAUUCUAG